ACAUUAGCGAACCGACAGGGUUGCGUGAAGUCAUUCUACUAUCUAUGUACUUUACAGCGUUCUAAAUUGGAAUGUCGUCCUCUUUUUUGUGGUUUUCAGACGGAGAUCGCCAAGCGGCUCAACGCGAUUCUAGCUCAAAUUAUGCCUUUCCUGUCACAAGAGCACCAACAGCAGGUAGCCCAGGCAGUAGACCGAGCUAAACAGGUUACCAUGACUGAGCUCAAUGCCAUCAUCGGGCAGCAACAGCUCCAGGCUCAGCACCUGUCCCAUGCAGCCCACGGCGGUCCUCCCCUUCUGGCCGCGGGCCUCCAGCCUCCUGGAAUAAUCCCAGGGUCUGGGCUGCUGGCCCUGGGAGCUCUGGGGAGUCAGGCUAACCUCCCCGUUAAAGAUGAGAAGAACCACCAUGACGUGGAGCACAGAGGUGAUGAAAGGACUCUGCUAAAUAACGUCUCCCCGACCGACAGCUUGAGGACAGCCAGUGAGAAACACAGCUCCUCCGACUACAGUCUGGACUCUAAGAAACGCAAAGUGGACGAGAAGGACAGUAUGAGCAGAUACGAAACAGGUACAAAAAGUGAUUGUUUGUCUGUUUCACUUCAGGACCCCGCUACCCCUCGGGCUAGCCCCGCCCACUCGCCCGAGGGGAACAGCAUCGGUAAGCCCCGCCCCCAGAAGGACACGCCCACCAGCCCCGCCUCUGUAGCGUCGUCCAGCAGCACGCCUUCCUCCAAGAACAAGGAAAACCAUAAUGACAAGUCAUCAAUGCCAGGCCUGAAGUCGACCACUCCCACCCCUCGUAGCGACGCCCCCACCCCUGGCACCUCCACCACUCCUGGGCUGCGGCCCAUCCUGGGCAAACCCCCUGGCUUGGACGCUCUGGCGGCCCCAGCCCUGAGGACUCCCCUGUACCCUCCCUUCGUUAUGAUGGGUCACCACCAUGAGAUGAACGGAGGUCUGACCAGCCCUGGUGUCUACGCCGGGCUACACAUCUCUCCUCAGAUGAGCGUUGCCGCCGCCGCGUACGGACGAUCACCCAUGGGUUUUGAUCCUCAUCCCCACAUGAGACCAGGUCUUCCAGCCAGUCACACCUCCAUAUCUGGAGGGAAACCAGCCUACUCCUUCCACGUGAGUGCGGACGGCCAGAUGCAGCCGGUGCCGUUCCCUCCGGACGCCCUGAUAGGCCCGGGGAUCCCCCGGCACGCCCGUCAGAUCAACACGCUGAGCCACGGCGAGGUGGUAUGUGCCGUCACCAUCUCCAAUCCAACCAGACACGUCUACACGGGAGGGAAGGGCUGUGUCAAGAUCUGGGACAUCAGCCAGCCGGGCAGCAAGAGUCCUGUGUCACAACUAGACUGUCUGAACAGGGAUAACUACAUCCGUUCCUGUAAGCUGCUCCCCGACGGUCGUACCCUCAUCGUAGGAGGAGAGGCCAGUACUUUAACCAUCUGGGAUCUGGCCUCCCAGACGCCUCGUAUCAAGGCUGAGCUGACGUCUUCCGCCCCGGCCUGCUACGCCCUCGCCAUCUCCCCAGACGCCAAGGUCUGUUUCUCCUGUUGCAGCGAUGGGAACAUCGCCGUCUGGGACCUGCACAACCAGACUCUCGUCAGGCAGUUCCAGGGCCAUACGGACGGGGCCAGCUGUAUAGAUAUCUCUCACGAUGGGACCAAGCUGUGGACAGGAGGUCUGGACAAUACGGUACGUUCCUGGGACCUGAGAGAGGGACGGCAACUACAGCAGCACGACUUCACCUCACAGAUCUUCUCUCUGGGAUACUGUCCGACAGGGGAGUGGUUAGCUGUAGGGAUGGAGAGCAGUAACGUAGAGGUGCUCCACCACACCAAGCCUGAGAAAUACCAGCUACAUCUCCAUGACAGCUGUGUCCUCUCCCUCAAGUUCGCUAACUGCGGUAAAUGGUUUGUGUCUACAGGGAAGGACAAUCUGCUGAACGCCUGGAGGACUCCAUAUGGUGCCAGUAUAUUCCAGUCGAAGGAGUCUUCGUCGGUCCUGAGCUGUGACAUCUCUGCAGACGACAAGUACAUCGUCACAGGCUCCGGGGACAAGAAGGCUACUGUCUACGAGGUCAUCUACUAGAGACAGACACGCAGACGAUGGGAUUAUG
Messenger RNA from Salvelinus namaycush (lake trout), 2119 nucleotides. RefSeq names its product transducin-like enhancer protein 3-B. The transcript is spliced from 15 exons. Gene Ontology annotation, biological process: regulation of DNA-templated transcription; negative regulation of canonical Wnt signaling pathway. Gene Ontology annotation, molecular function: protein binding; transcription corepressor activity. The record is from RefSeq and is a predicted model, not a curated record. The annotation marks the transcript as partial. NCBI's taxonomy places the organism in Eukaryota, Metazoa, Chordata, Actinopteri, Salmoniformes, Salmonidae. Gene Ontology annotation, cellular component: transcription regulator complex; nucleus.